AUUGAAGAGUGACACGCCAUUCAAUAGCUGCCUGGCCUUGUGAUUGUCGGAAGCAGGAGGGAGCUUUGAGCCUUCUCGGACAGAAGGAUAAUAACAUUACCUGUUAGAAACCGACUACAUCUACGCUGCGCAGUGAAGCAAAAGUUGAAUCCGAACCGCGUCCAACAUGGGGAUCCGAAAAAAGACUAACAAGAAUCCACCGGUGCUGAGCCAUGAGUUUGUCAUCCAGAACCAUGCAGACAUUGUUUCCUGUGUUGCUAUGGUGUUUCUCCUCGGGCUGAUGUUUGAGGUCACCUCAAAGUUUGCAGUGUUAUUCAUUACUGUCCAGUACAAUGUCACCAUUUCAGCAAACGAAGGCCCAGAGGAGACAGCUGUGAACCACUUCCACCACGGCAUCAAGGACUUGGCCACGAUCUUUUUCUACAUGCUGGUGGCCAUCAUCAUGCACGCCAUCAUCCAGGAGUAUGUGCUGGAUAAAAUCAACAGGAAGAAGCAUUUCUCUAAAACCAAGCACAGCAAGUUCAACGAGUCGGGCCAGCUCAGCGCAUUCUACUUAUUCUCCUUCGGCUGGGGCACAAGCAUCCUGCUCUCUGAAAAUCUCCUAUCCAAUCCAGUCGCCCUGUGGGAGGGAUAUCCCCAUACACUGAUGCCAUUCCAGAUGAAAUUCUACUUCAUUUGUCAGCUGGGCUACUGGUUACACGCUCUCCCAGAGUUGUACUUCCAAAAGACAAAGAAGGAGGAUAUUCCGCGCCAGCUUGUGUACAUCUUCCUGUACCUGGUCCACAUUGCAGGCGCCUACAUUCUUAAUCUGAACCGUCUGUGUCUGGUCCUGCUUGUGUUGCACUACUUUGUAGAGCUGCUCUUCCACGUUUCCCGUCUCAUCUACUUCAGCUAUGAAAACAGACAAAUGGGUUUCACCAUAUGGGCCGUGUUGUUUGUCCUCGGACGGCUGCUCACCCUGUCCUUGUCUGUCCUCACCGUGGGCUUUGGCCUCGCCACAGCUGAGAAUCAAGGCUUUGAUUUGGCUACCGGAAACUUUAACAUUCUUUUUGUGCGAAUAACUGUCCUGGCCGCUAUCUGCCUCACUCAGGCCUUCAUGAUGUGGAAAUUUAUCAACUUUCAGCUGCGCCGGUGGAGAGAGCAUGCCCAACCUCAGACCUUGAAAAAGAAACAAGUUCCUUCCAAGAGCAAAUCAAAGAAAGACAAAGCCAACGGAGUAAAUGGAGUGAACUCCCAUGGAGCUGAUUCACCAAGAGCAAGAAAAGAGAAGUCCUCAUAAAUAAUUUCCCCUCAGCCCAUCCUAUCACCCCCUUCUCAAAGAGCCGUCUCUCUUCCCGUGCCUCUGUGGCUGUGCCCAACCAACAGACCCUCCGGUUCUCCACCAUGAUAAACAUUUUCAGCUCCCACACAGGACUGACCUCCCAGCUGGACUUCAGAGGGCCAGAAUGCAUUUAGCUUUGCUUGUCACCAGUCGUCCAGCACGCCUUGAUUUGAGAAUCAUUGCUCUGCUGUGCCAUUUCGAAAUGAAAAGAAAAAGAAAAACAAAUUCAGAAAUAAACUAUGAAAAAAAAGACCUUAUUUAAGAAGUGCCUAUUGAUACGGAUUGUUUUGUACAGGGUGUUGUAAUUUUAAAAUUUCAGGAAUGAUGACUUCAGUGUUUAGUGUUUCUCCAAGUCAGGCCAUUUCAUGAUUUUCCUAAAUACUGUAUAUGCCAGCUUGUGUUUUAUUUCCAUUUUGUCUUUUUUUUUGGAUAUCUUCCAGCUCAGCUCUUCUUCUUUUCCAUGAACUUCUGUCUCUUGUUUUGCAACCAUUGUAUGAAGUUUAUGAAUUUCCUUGUGAUAUCUUGUUAUUUUUCCAUGACUGGAGAUUGCAUACAGUCUUAUUAUAAUCUCCAUCUUUAGGAUAUGGCUGGGUUUCACGACCACAGACUGUUCAAACCCGCACAGCAAGACAUUGUUGCUGUGUUUUCACCACGUCACUCACCAACACACCUUAGACGGAACGAGAGGUAGAACAUGGAAGUGGUUUUCAAAAACCCGCUCAUGGAUAGAAUAAGGGAGAAAUAACCAAGGAAAACCAGAGACAUCACCCUGUAAUCCUAAAGAAGAUUCACUGCUCAGUAUUGUGCAAAACGUCCAGCAAAGACAAAGUAUUUAAUUAUUACAGUUCAGAACUGCUUUGUAAUCACAACAGAACAUGUCCCUUGUCAUGCAAUUAAAUUGAAUCUAUUGCAGUUCCACCUGCAAUACUGUUAAUGAAUAAACAUACCUCAUGCUUUAGUUUUGAGUGAUUAUAAUAUCAUUUUAUUAGAGAUGGAAAGGACAGAAUCAGGCGAAACAUCCCUUUAGCUAGUUAGACUGAACCUUGUAUGUCCCCCUUCAUUUGUUUUUCAGUAAAAUGGGUUCAUUGUAUUUGUUUGACCUUGCACAUUAUUGCUUGUCUUAAAAUGUCCCUGAGAAUGAUUUGUGAAAGCAUGGACCGGAAACAAGAAAACCAUAUUUUGCUUGGCUUUACCCCAAACCCACUACUGACUGUGCCAAAUGAGUCUUGAAUUUGUUGGUGAUAUAUGCCUUUUUUUUGUGUGCGUAAAAUGAAUUUACAAAGCAAUACAGUGCAGUCAACUGUGUUGUAAGAAUCAAUCACCUAGGUAACACUGGCUUAUUCUAAAGAAUAAACCCAUUUACUAAUUUUAGAUGUACAGCAAUGAGUCAUGCCCCCCCCCCCCGUACGUCAGAAGUGGUUGCAGUUUUCUCAACUUCUCCUGAGGAUUUAUCUAAUCUGCAAAGGAAUAAAAUGUUUUAUUGAAAACGGGAGCCAUCCGAAUUAUUAUUUGGCUGUGUUAGCAGCAGCGUGUACUUUAUACAUCUUAUAUUUUGUCUUGGGAUACAAGAUAAAAAAUAAAAAUAAAAAUAAAAAAUAAAAAAUUAUAAUUAUUAUUAUUAAAA
Toxotes jaculatrix (banded archerfish) is the source of this 2945-nucleotide messenger RNA. RefSeq names its product translocation associated membrane protein 1 (gene tram1). Bases 167 to 1279 code for a protein of 370 amino acids. NCBI's taxonomy places the organism in Eukaryota, Metazoa, Chordata, Actinopteri, Toxotidae. The record is from RefSeq and is a predicted model, not a curated record. Gene Ontology annotation, cellular component: endoplasmic reticulum membrane. The transcript is spliced from 11 exons. Gene Ontology annotation, biological process: SRP-dependent cotranslational protein targeting to membrane, translocation; protein insertion into ER membrane.